This is a messenger RNA of Talaromyces atroroseus, 723 nucleotides long. RefSeq lists its product as hypothetical. Bases 1 to 723 code for a protein of 240 amino acids. The record is from RefSeq and is a predicted model, not a curated record. Lineage: Eukaryota; Fungi; Ascomycota; Eurotiomycetes; Eurotiales; Trichocomaceae. The transcript has a single exon.
AUGCAGUAUAGAAUCGUCAUCCUUGCUUCGGCCUUGCUUGCCACAGUCUCUGCUGCCCCUCGCCCCGAAAUCACAGAAGCACCCAAGUAUCGUCGACAAGACUUCUGGAACCAGAUUGGCAGUGACUUCGGCGCCAUCGGUACCGAUAUUAGCAACGAGUUUACCUCAAUUGCCGGUGAACUAGGGGGAGAUAUGAGCAGCGUUGGAAAGUCCAUCACCUCCAACUGGGACUCGUUUACGUCCUCGGUUGGCUCACAUGUUUCCACUGCCGCUGCAUCAGACUAUAGCAGAUGGUCCAGCCAGGCCUCCAGUUUGGCUAGUGGUGCCUCUGCGGCAGCGACCUCAUGGGCUGGUAAAGCCGCGACUGAGACAAACAGUGCUUCGGCCUCAAUAGAAUCACAGUUCGCUGCUGAUGCUUCUAAUAUCGCGAACAACGAACAACGCGCCGCUUCAUCUUUCGGCGUGCGAGCUGCAGAAGCAACUGCUGCUGUUGCUACUACUACUUUUACCAGUGCGACUACGCUGACCAACUCUGCUGGUUCAGCUACUGGGACCAGCACCCUGACCAGCACUGAGACCACAACCAGCUCAAGGUCUAGUUCUUCGACUACUUCUUCCUCGACAUCUACCUCUACCGGUGCCGCUGCCGCUGCCACUGCUGGAUUGAGCAUAGGUCUCGCCGGUUUCGCAGGUCUAGUUGGCGUCGCUGCGGUGGCUCUGUAA